GCGCCGGAAGCGCUCUUCACACGGUCUUCCCCUAGCUGGUGGCAGGAAUGGCAGGCUUCGUAGAGCUCGGCCUUUCUUCGUGGCUUGUGGAACAGUGUCGGCAGAUGGGGUUGAAGCAGCCCACGCCCGUGCAGAUAGGCUGCAUCCCCGCUAUCCUAGAGGGUCGGGACUGUUUAGGCUGUGCGAAGACAGGCAGUGGCAAGACAGCAGCUUUCGUGCUGCCCAUCUUGCAGAAGCUGUCUGAGGAUCCCUAUGGCAUCUUCUGCCUUGUCCUGACACCCACCAGGGAGCUGGCCUACCAAAUCGCAGAGCAGUUCCGGGUGCUGGGGAAGCCCCUGGGCCUGAAAGACUGCAUCAUUGUUGGCGGCAUGGACAUGGUAGCCCAAGCGCUGGAGCUGUCCCGGAAGCCACACGUGGUUAUUGCCACCCCAGGUCGCCUGGCUGACCACCUGCGCAGCUCCAACACUUUCAGUAUAAAGAAGAUUCGUUUUCUGGUGAUGGAUGAGGCAGACCGACUGCUGGAGCAGGGUUGCACUGACUUCACAGCAGACCUGGAGACCAUCCUGGAGGCUGUGCCGGUGCACAGGCAGACACUGCUCUUCAGUGCAACGCUGACCGACACACUCAAGGAGCUGCAGGGUCUGGCCACCAAUCAGCCCUUCUUUUGGGAGGCACAGGCCCCCGUGCGCACAGUGGAGCAGCUGGACCAGCGCUAUGUGCUGGUGCCCGAGAAGGUCAAGGAUGCAUACCUGGUGCACUUGAUCCAGAGUUUCCAGGAUGAGCAUGAAGAUUGGUCCAUCAUCAUCUUCACCAACACCUGCAAGAUGUGCCAAGUCCUGUGCAUGAUGCUGCGCAAGUUCAGUUUCCCCACAGUGGCGCUGCACUCCAUGAUGAAGCAGAAAGAACGUUUUGCCGCCCUCGCCAAGUUCAAAUCGAGCAUCUACCGGAUCCUCAUUGCCACAGAUGUGGCUUCGAGGGGUUUGGACAUUCCUGCAGUGCAGGUGGUCAUUAAUCACAACACCCCCGGGCUCCCCAAGAUCUAUAUCCACCGAGUUGGACGCACGGCACGUGCAGAAGCUUGGAGUCCAGAACUGCUUCUGUGCCUCAUGUCUUGUAACAGCUGUGUCCCCGCAGGACGGCAGGGGCAGGCCAUCACACUGGUGACACAGUAUGACAUCCACCUGGUGCACGCCAUCGAGGAGCAGAUCAAGAAGCAGCUGGAGGAGCUGGCAGUGGAGGAGACCAGGGUUCUGCAGAUCCUCACCCAGGUCAACGUAGUGCGGAGGGAGUGUGAGAUUAAACUGGAGGCAGCCCAUUUUGAUGAAAAGAAAGAGAUUAACAAGCGGAAACAGCUGAUCCUGGAAGGGAAGGACCCCGAUCUGGAGGCCAAACGAAAGGCUGAGCUGGCCAAGAUCAAACAGAAGAACCGUCGCUUCAAAGAGAAGGUAAAACAGAGGCUGCAACGACAGAAGGCUGAAGGGGCCAGCAGAAAUGGUAGCCUACCACAGGGCCAAUCCAGGUCUCUCACGACCACGGCAUCCACACAGGACCCAGCCUGACCAGCCUAGGACUCCUUACUGAAGAUCCUUCCUGGGGCACUUGUACAGCCCUGGCGUCUCUCUUCCUAGAACUCAGUCUGGUCUCUCAAGUAGAUUCCAGAUUUCCAGAUCUGUGUCCCUUAGCUCAAGCCUGGGCCACCUCCCAGGGGUCCUGCUGGACUCCAAAAGGACACAGUACCCUUUUAUUUAUUUUUUUUUUGAGGCAGGGUCUCACUCACCCAGGCUGACCUGGAACACACUCUAGCCCAAGCUAGCCUUGACCUCAUGGCAAUCUUUCUACCUAGCUUCCAGAAUGCUAUGAUUAAAUUUGUACCACACACUCAGCUUUCAAUAAAAGAUCUUUUAACUGUUGGGUCU
Jaculus jaculus (lesser Egyptian jerboa) is the source of this 1916-nucleotide messenger RNA. RefSeq names its product DEAD-box helicase 49 (gene Ddx49). NCBI's taxonomy places the organism in Eukaryota, Metazoa, Chordata, Mammalia, Rodentia, Dipodidae. The transcript is spliced from 13 exons. The coding region runs from base 48 to 1559 and encodes 503 amino acids. Gene Ontology annotation, molecular function: nucleic acid binding; ATP binding; RNA helicase activity. The record is from RefSeq and is a predicted model, not a curated record.